Molecule: messenger RNA, 724 nt
Organism: Triticum aestivum (bread wheat)
Lineage: Eukaryota; Viridiplantae; Streptophyta; Magnoliopsida; Poales; Poaceae
Product: mitochondrial import receptor subunit TOM9-2-like
Exons: 1
Coding region: 131-460 (109 amino acids)
Source: RefSeq, a predicted model, not a curated record
CAAGACCCGGCACCGAGGCGCUGACCCUAAACCCACGGAGAGACUCUCGAGGCCAAAGAAACCCUAGCGAUCCUCCUCGAGAGUCGAGACCCGAUCGAUCGACCCAACCGAGAGCGGCGGCCAGCAUCACAUGGAGUCGGCGAUGACGACGUGGACGGCCGUGGCGUCGUCGGUGGCGGACCAGGGGCGGAAGCUGGCGGCGGCCGCUGGGCCGGCGUGCUCGACCGCGGCGGAGACGGGGCGGCAGGCGUGCUCGUGCGCGGCGGAGGUGGGGCGCCAGGCGGGGACGGUGGCCUGGAAGCUGACGCGGAGCACGGGGAAGGCAGCGUGGAUCGCGGGGACGAGUUUCCUGGUGCUGGUGGCGCCGCUCAUGAUCCUGACGGACCGUGAGGCCGGGUUCAACGAGAUUGAGAACGCGCGGACAGAGUGCCAGACCCUCUUGGGCCUUCCUUCCUGGUAGUUUUCGACGCCCGACGCCGUCAUCGGCGGCAAAAAGUAGUGCUGCUAGCAGUGUUAGGGGUUUUCGAUCUAGCUAGAUUUUUUGCUUGUUUGAUUUACUUGUCCUGGGGUAGGCAAACUAGUAGCAGUAGUGGUGGUGGUUUUGGAUCGAGACAACUCAUGUGGAUUUUGCUCAACGAUUUGCUUCUCGGUUUGGAUCAAAUAUCGGCAUUGUGUGUUUCGAAAACAAGUAAGCAAUUGGUUCAGUUAUGCUUGUAAUCGUCAA